Neoarius graeffei (lesser salmon catfish) is the source of this 2391-nucleotide messenger RNA. RefSeq names its product v-akt murine thymoma viral oncogene homolog 2 (gene akt2). The record is from RefSeq and is a predicted model, not a curated record. Gene Ontology annotation, biological process: protein phosphorylation. Lineage: Eukaryota; Metazoa; Chordata; Actinopteri; Siluriformes; Ariidae. The transcript has 14 exons. Gene Ontology annotation, molecular function: ATP binding; protein serine/threonine kinase activity. The coding region runs from base 270 to 1700 and encodes 476 amino acids.
GCUCUGGCGAGGAGCUGAAGGCCUGAAGCCUAAAAAAAAAAAAAACCCGCUCCAUAGUAGAUUUAUAAACUAAACUAACAGCGAGACCGGCGUGGUGGAGUGUGAGCUGUGGUGCGUGUGUGUGCGUGUGUGCGCGCGUGUGCGCGCGUGUGUGUGUGUAACUGGUUGUGAUCACUCAUCUCACUCUGUCCUGCUGAUCCUCCGACUCCUUCGCCCUGAACUGCGCACACACUGAUACAGACACACACUGGGACACACACAAACACAGCAUGAAUGAGGUUAGUGUGGUCAGAGAAGGUUGGCUCCACAAGAGAGGUGAAUACAUUAAGACAUGGAGGCCGCGGUAUUUUAUCCUAAAGAGUGAUGGGUCGUUUAUCGGUUAUAAAGAGAAACCUGAUGUGUCUGAGCCAAACCUGCCCCCCCUCAACAACUUUUCUGUAGCAGAAUGCCAGCUGAUGAAGACAGAGCGGCCACGUCCCAAUACGUUUGUUAUACGCUGCCUUCAGUGGACGACGGUUAUUGAAAGAACGUUCCAUGUGGACAGUAAGGUUGAGAGGGAGGAGUGGAUCCGAUCGAUCCAGGCUGUAGCAAAUGGACUGAAGACGCGAGAGGAGGAGGAACCGAUGGACAUUAACUUCAGCUCUUCAGGAGACAGCAGCAUGGAUACAUGUACAGCGAAAUCGCGCAGCAAAGUGACAAUGAGUGACUUUGACUACCUGAAGCUGCUGGGUAAGGGCACAUUUGGGAAAGUGAUCCUGGUCAGAGAGAAGGCAACAGGGGUGCAUUAUGCCAUGAAGAUCCUGAGGAAGGAUGUCAUCAUUGCUAAGGAUGAGGUGGCGCACACGGUCACAGAGAGUCGAGUGCUGCAGAACACCAGGCACCCCUUCCUUACGACACUAAAGUAUGCCUUCCAAACACACGACCGACUCUGCUUUGUCAUGGAGUAUGCUAACGGAGGCGAGCUGUUUUUCCAUCUGUCCCGUGAACGCGUUUUCACAGAAGAUCGAGCACAGUUUUAUGGAGCUGAAAUUGUUUCUGCACUUGAGUAUCUACACUCACGGGAUGUUGUCUACCGAGAUUUGAAGCUGGAGAAUCUAAUGCUGGAUAAAGAUGGACACAUUAAAAUCACAGACUUUGGUUUGUGUAAGGAGGGAAUUACCAAUGAAGCCACCAUGAAAACCUUCUGUGGAACUCCAGAGUACCUUGCUCCUGAGGUACUGGAGGAUAAUGAUUAUGGGCGGGCAGUAGACUGGUGGGGUUUGGGUGUGGUCAUGUAUGAAAUGAUGUGCGGUCGACUGCCAUUCUAUAAUCAGGACCACGAGCGGCUGUUUGAGCUUAUCCUCAUGGAGGAGAUCAGGUUCCCCCGCAGCCUGUCACCUGAUGCCAAGAGCCUGCUUGCUGGCCUGCUCAAGAAAGACCCUAAACAAAGGUUGGGAGGAAGUAUUGAAGAUGCCAAAGAAGUGAUGGCUCACAAGUUUUUCUCCUCCAUCAACUGGCAGGAUGUACUGCAGAAAAAGCUCAUCCCCCCUUUUAAGCCUCAGGUGACGUCAGAGACUGACACUCGCUAUUUUGAUGAGGAGUUCACUUUGCAGACCAUCACUGUCACACCGCCUGACCAGUAUGAUGGUUUGGAUGUGGAGGACUCGGACACACGCCCACACUUCCCCCAGUUCUCUUACUCUGCCAGUGUACGAGAGUGAUGGAGAGACCUACACAGACAUGCGCGCAUACUCUCACCAGCAAAAAAGAUAUCAUUGCAGCACACACCUACACUCGCGCGCGUGCACAGUCUCACCAGCGGCAUAGACACCAAAAGAACAUCCAUUCAUACACACUGUUACCAGCAAACUGGAAACCAGAUACACAUGCACACUGUCACCAGCAAAUCAAAUACCAUGGCAACUAACUUACUGCAUUCAGCAGUCUGUUGACGAGGCCUCAAUAAGCUGCGUCUGAUCCAAAUUGGUCCUCCAGGUUGUCUGUUACACUACACACUGUUCACACCUUUUAAUAAAAUGAGUCAUAGACUCAUGGAGUUAAACACCUCAGAAACGGCAUAUGCUGUAUGCAUAUACACACACACACACGUGCGCACACUUUCUUGUAUGCACGUUUUAACAAAGUUUAAAAAGAAGUAGAACUUCAGAUUGUUACAGUUUUUAAUACAGGAAAAAAAUGCACGUAUGAUGCCAUCCUGCAGUGCAAGUGCCCUUUUUAUGCAUUGUUGUUACUGUGGUGUUUCAACAACGCCUACUGCUGAUAGUGCGUGCGUGCAUAGCGGUUUUGUGUGAGUGGUUGUGUGUGAAUGUGUGUCUAUGUUCUGAAUGUACAUCAAGUGUGUGUUUGUAUUGAUUGGAUUUUGUACAGGACCCAUGAUGGGGGGGGGGGGGG